Racocetra persica is the source of this 127-nucleotide messenger RNA. The record is from the annotation of a GenBank genome assembly. Lineage: Eukaryota; Fungi; Glomeromycota; Glomeromycetes; Diversisporales; Gigasporaceae.
UCUAUGGAAGUGAUUCCUUGUUCCACCAUUGCGUUAGCGGCUUUUAUGCGUAUUUUACUUUUUAAAUGUGCAUCAAAUACGGUUUCUUCUGAUAGUCCUUAUGGCCUAUAUAAUACGGUUAAAGACG